Papaver somniferum (opium poppy) is the source of this 561-nucleotide messenger RNA. Its product is annotated as 15.7 kDa heat shock protein, peroxisomal-like. The transcript is spliced from 2 exons. Lineage: Eukaryota; Viridiplantae; Streptophyta; Magnoliopsida; Ranunculales; Papaveraceae. Gene Ontology annotation, biological process: response to hydrogen peroxide; protein folding; protein complex oligomerization. The record is from RefSeq and is a predicted model, not a curated record. Bases 1 to 390 code for a protein of 129 amino acids.
AUGGCUAACAUUUUCUCUGUAGACCCACUCAGGAGAUUCUUGGGGAGAGGUCCAAUCUUCCAAGAAUUGGUUUGGUUUGGUAAAGAAGAUAUAAAAGUUCAGAUUGAAGAUGGGAACAUUAUGCAGAUUAAGGGAGAAGGUAAAAAGAAAGAGGAUUCCACUACAGAAGCUUACAAAGAUGCUAUUUAUCAUGUGGCAGAAAGAGGUCUGAUGACAACAAUGAAAGGAGCAGAUUUUUCUAGGACAAUUGAGUUGCCUGAGGAUGUUAAGCUUGAUCAGAUAAAGGCUGCAGUUGAGAAUGGAGUUCUUACAAUUGUUGUGCCUAAAGAUCUAAAUCCCAAAUCAUCAUCUUCUAAAGUUAAGAACAUAAACAUCUCUAGCAAACUCUGAAAAUGUAUGACUAGUGUACACUCUAGAGUCUGGAGACUGAAGAGUUGUAAUCAGUAAAGCUUGAACGAUAAAGAUCAUUUUUCUUUUGAUUUUUUUUUAAUUUUGUUUCUACUAUUGAUGAGUACAUGGGGUUUAGCUGCCUGCCCUCCAGCAUUUUGCAGCUGUACUAGG